This is a messenger RNA of Eutrema salsugineum, 1663 nucleotides long. Its product is annotated as two-component response regulator ARR14. Lineage: Eukaryota; Viridiplantae; Streptophyta; Magnoliopsida; Brassicales; Brassicaceae. Gene Ontology annotation, molecular function: DNA-binding transcription factor activity; DNA binding. Gene Ontology annotation, biological process: phosphorelay signal transduction system; cytokinin-activated signaling pathway. The record is from RefSeq and is a predicted model, not a curated record.
AUGGUUACAUUUUGACAAAUAAGGGUAGUACCAUGGAGAUAAACUACCUCUGAGUGCCACUACUACAGCUAUUAACAGUCGCUUUCCAUGCCUCUCUCUUCAAACCAGUGGCUACUUACUCAACACUGUACGGUUUCAAUCAUUUCUUCUCUCCCAUUUCUCUCUUUCCUCUCGUCCUUCUUCUUCUUCUUCUUCUUCUUCUUCUUCUUCUUCCCCAAAAUCCCUUUUCUCAGCUCUCUCGCUAAGGUCUUUUUCAAUUUUCGUACCAAAGCUGAAUCAUUUGCUUAGCGAGUUCGAAAGGCAUAGUUUUUUUUCGGUUUGGAAAAUGACGAUCAGCGAUCAGUUUCCUUCUGGGUUAAGAGUUCUUGUUGUAGACGACGACACUUCCUGCUUGAGAAUUCUCGAGCAAAUGCUUCUUCGUCUCAUGUACCAAGUUACCAUUUGCUCACAAGCCGAUGUUGCUUUAAACAUUCUAAGAGAAAGAAAAGGCUGUUUCGAUUUGGUACUAAGCGAUGUGCAUAUGCCUGGCAUGAAUGGAUACAAACUUCUCCAACAAGUUGGACUCGAAAUGGAUCUUCCUGUCAUAAUGAUGUCUGUUGAUGGAAGAACAACGACAGUCAUGAAAGGAAUCAACCAUGGAGCUUGUGAUUACCUCAUCAAACCAAUUCGUCCUGAAGAACUCAAGAACAUUUGGCAACAUGUAGUUCGCAGAAAAUGGACAAUGAACAAAGAGCUUCAAAGAAAUUCCCAAGCUUUAGAGGAUAACAAGAACAGUAGCAGCAGCCUGGAGACUGUUUUCUCGGUUAGUGAAUGCUCAGAGGAAAGUAAACUUAGGAAGAACAAGAGAAGGGUUGAUAGAGAAGACAAUGAAGAAGAUGAUCUUCUUGAUCCUGGAAACAAUUCGAAGAAGUCACGCGUUGUUUGGUCGAUUGAAUUGCAUCAACAAUUCGCCAGUGCCGUAAACCAUCUUGGAAUUGAGAAAGCUGUACCAAAGCGGAUUCUCGAGCUGAUGAAUGUGCCUGGUUUAAGCAGAGAAAACGUCGCUAGUCAUUUACAGAAAUACCGAUUGUAUUUGAGGAGAUUAAGCGGCGGUGUAGCUUCGCAGAUUAGGGACACCGAGUCUAUGGAAAGAUAUGAAAACAUUCAAGCUCUGGUUUCCUCAGGACAGAUACCUCCACAGACAUUAGCUGCAUUGUUUGGUCGACCAGUAGACAAUCAUAUGUCUGGUGGUUUUGGAGUUUGGACACCUAGUGGUGGGUCUCAAAAUGGAAACUUUUCGAUUGAUGUAUCAUCCUCUUCAAUGGCCGUGGUUCAUGGACUAUCUUCCUCUGCAAAUUUAAGGCAGCAAUGUGGGUUUCAAGUCAAACAAGGGAAUGGAUCACAUGUCAAUGAAGAAUCUUGGAUCUUGGAAAGGCCUCCAAGACAGCGAAAGAAUCAUCGAUAAUGAACACCAUGGAUGGCUUUAGAGGAGAAGGGCUCGUAUAAGUUCUGCAACUGUUUCCUUCACAUCUUCAGAAUGGAUUAAAAAAAGUCAUAAGAAAACUUGUGUGUCGGCAAAGUUAGGGUAAGUGUAAGAAGAUGACGAGCUUAGGACAAAGUCUUGUAUUGUAUUGCUAAUGCUAAUGCUAUUAAUGGGAAAGUAAUGGUAUCUUUUUAAUCUGAA